AAGGAACUCCACCCUAGGUGGAGUCCUCAUGGUAGUCACACCUCUCUUCUGGGCCUAGUCUGCCAGAGAAAGAGCUAAGCACUCCACCUACUCAGGUUGUUCAGCGAGCGCGCCAGGCUCUGACCCCACGGGCGUGGUGUACCAGUGGGGCGGCCAGGAAGGCGCCGGGUGUGCAGCGCUAACCGCUGUGUGGAGGGGAUCCUCUGGCGCUGUCUCCUUGUGGGUCUUCACUGACUCCUCCGUCUCAACUUUGCGUUCAAGUCGUGAUCUGAGGUUUGGGUGCUUUGCCGGGACCCCGCCCCGUGUCUCUCGGGGAGGGUGUGAGGAGUUCUGAGGUGGGUGGAGAAUGGGCUUGGCCGGAACUGAAUCGGUUGAGGUAAAAGGGGAACGCAGGAGCUUUAGCGCUGGCCACUUCGCCCCGAGAAGCCGCUGUAUUUUUAGCACAGGGAAGGCUGCAGUGGGAGGAUUCUUUUUAGGAAGUCUGCUCCGCCGCCCCGAUUCGGGGCUUGGAUGCUUGAGAGCUUUGUUUCCCUUGUUCCGAGGGUGGCCCAGUUGGGUCUGAAUCGACUCCCUCCCUUUUUCGUUUCCCCCAUCCUUUUCCAGUCAGGAGAAAACAGAGAGGUGGGGGACCAAGGAAGAGGAGACUAAAGCGCGUUGCCAGGCGCGCUGUCAGACAUGGGCGGGUGUGAGGGGAACAGCUGUCUUGAGAUUAGCUCAGUAGUAUGAGUCUUGGGGAGGACUGGACUGCAUGAUCUCCGGACACUUCAGGAGUCCUCAGCUAGAGACACAGGCGUGUUUUGAGACAGGGUUUCUCUGUGCAACAGUCCUGGCUGUCCUGGAACUUGCUCUGUAGACCGAGCAGGCCGGCUUCACAGAGAUCGUCUGCUUCUGCUGAGUGCUGGGAUUAAAGGCGUUCACCACCACCACCACCUCGGGGGGCCUCCGGUCGUAUUCUAAACUGCCAUAUUUUUUAUAUGGAUCGAUUCAUAAACAACUUGGAGGCCCAACUUAAUUCAGAAAGUGAUUCAAUGCAGGUAUACAAACAGGUCACUGGCCCUGUUCAGACCAGAAAUCGCUCUGUGACGGCAGACAGAAGUAAUAUGACUUCACCACUCCUGGAUGCCAGCUCAAUGGAGAACCCAGCCCUGUUUAAUGAUAUCAAGAUUGAGCCACCAGAAGAACUCCUGGCUAGUGAUUUCAACCUGCCACAGGUGGAACCAGUUGAUCUCUCAUUUCACAAGCCGAAGGCUCCUCUCCAGCCUGCUAGCAUGCUGCAAGCUCCAAUACGCCCUCCCAAGCCACCGUCUGCAGCCCAGGCCAUUGUGGUGUCUACUUCAUCUGACACAGGCACCUCAGCAACCAUUCCUACUGUUCUCACUCCAGGCUCUAUCCUGGCCUCCUCUCAGGGGACCGGGGGCCAGCCGAUUUUACAUGUGAUUCACACUAUCCCGUCAGUCGGUUUGCCAAAUAAGAUGGGCGGACUAAAGACAAUCCCACUGGUGGUUCAGUCUUUGCCUAUGGUCUAUACCAGUUUGCCUGCAGAUGGGAGUCCUGCAGCUAUUACUGUUCCACUCAUUGGAGGAGAUGGCAAAAAUGCUGGAUCAGUCAAAGUUGACCCCACCUCCAUGUCUCCACUGGAGUUUCCAAGUGAUAGUGAUGAGAGUGCAAUUGAGAGUGGAUCUUCAGCCUUACAGGGUCUGCAUGGAUUGCACCAAGAACCAGCAACAAUGGCCCAAAUGCAGGGAGAAGACUCUCUUGACUUGAAGAGAAGACGGAUUCACCAGUGUGACUUUGCAGGAUGCAGCAAAGUGUACACCAAAAGCUCUCACCUGAAAGCUCAUCGCAGGAUCCAUACAGGAGAGAAGCCUUACAAAUGUACCUGGGAUGGCUGCUCCUGGAAAUUUGCUCGCUCGGAUGAGCUCACUCGCCAUUUCCGUAAGCACACAGGCAUCAAGCCCUUCAGGUGCACAGACUGCAACCGCAGUUUUUCUCGAUCUGACCACUUGUCGCUACACCGCCGCCGUCAUGACACCAUGUGAAUAUCCCAGGCCACAGUGGAUGUGCUGCACUGGUCUCCUGAGCGUGUGCUGAGGUUGAGACUUUGUUUGCCUCUUUGACUACAACUUGCCCCUGUGAUUGGGGUUAGAACAGCCUACUGAGCCAGGUUGAUGAGACUGGAGAAAAAGUUAGCUGGUCUCCCAUGCGGCUCUUCAUAUUCCGCUUUCACCUGUCCACUGUCCAGACUUCAGUUUUCUCAACCUCUUCCUGGGUUGAAUUCUAGUGCGGCGCCCAUGGUUGCCCUCCCUGACCCCUCAUGCUAUGUUAUAGACAUUUUUCCUACAAUAGCAAACAAAACAGGAAUCAACUCAAGGCUGUGAACAAACAUCCGCUGCUCCCCCCCCACACACACUUUUCUCUUGUUUUGUAAUACUUUUAUCCUAAAAUGAGGGAUUUUUUCUCAGUCAUAGGUACAAGGGGCAUAACAGUGGAGUUGAUUGGUCAGAUUUACAGAGAAUUGAGUCUGAAAUAGUGUCUCAUUCUAACCCCGAAGGUUUUGUAGAUCCAGUUUCACUUGUUCUUACCAGUUUGGUUUAUAGACAGUACCAGCCCUCCCUUUUGAAGUUCAUCAAAGAAAUGAAGGGAUUUUCUCGACCUCCUCUUCCUCCUCAUGCUCCUUUAUAAUUAAAGGUUUUAUGGCACAAUUAUAUUCCUUUUAGCUUAAGUUUGGACAAAUAUUCAAAGCACAGAAGACAGAUCAGUAGGGAGAAGUAUUCUAGGAAAAUAUGUCAGGUAGUGACAGGAAAACGUAGACCUGGGAGGACCCUGUGAGCAAUUAUUUGGAUAAGGUGUUAGAACUGCUGUUAAUCCCACACCUCAUUCAAAGGGCAGCCUAUUGAAAUGGCGCUUUCGAUGGGCUACACUGGACUGUUUAUUCUUUUGUUUACAUAAAGCAACCAUUCAGCAUAUUACCUGAGAGAAAUUGCACACUGAGCAUGUUAUACAGAGGUAAGGGGUUGCACCAGAGGAAUCUUGUUUACUUCAUGCCAUUUUGGGGCACUCAUUCUUCUGUUUUUAAUGGGAUAGAAGAGAUUUUUUUCUGACACUGACAUAUAAAAAGCAUUUUUAAUUUUUUACAACUGCUAUCAAUACCCAAGCCAUUUAUUUUAGACAUAACAGCAGGCUGCAUAUUAUACAUUUGGUUGCCCAAUCAGACUGUUCCUAAUAUUCUCUGGGACAUAAAACCCUCUGUUCCUGGCCUUGGACCUCAGAUCUACCUCCAUGUGGCAUAUUUCCUCUCCUGGAGAAAAAGGAGAGGGGCUUUGUAUUAGUGUAGGAUUGGACACAGCCUCUUGCCUAAAGGUUGUCUUCAUACUAAACCUUUUUUCUUGGCAGAUAUUCCAAAAGUUCUAGCUUGAACACUUUAGGUUACUACCUCCUGUGGCUGUCCUUUCUAGCUAAAUCCUAGAACUCUACCAUCUAGAAGGGGUCCUGUCUACUUCUACCCAUCCCUCACUUCUUACAGAUGAGGCAAAUACGGGUUAGAGUCUUUCUACAGUUAUUUACUUGAGGCCUUAUAGACCUGUAUACUCCUUCUCCCAGGGAUCACACUAGUAAACCAAAUUAAAGAAAAAAAAUAUGUGAUUGGUUGCAAUAUUUGUCCAAUUUUAUAUGUUAUACUUCAGAAAACUUUAAAUCACUCAAAAUUCAUAUAUAGUUGAUGGCAAAGUAAGUAGAAUGUACUUAUGAUUAUUGCCAGUUAGCAUCAUGCACACAGUGUUUCUAUUCUCAUAUUUUGUUAUUUCUGGUUUUUAAAUUUAGCUUGUUUCAAUUUUCAAUGUCUUUCCAGCCCAUAAAUUAUCCAUAAGUUAAGGCCUACUUGUACUUUUCAAGAUGAAGUGUAGGCUUUACUAUUAUCACCAUCUUCAUAUAGGAUAUUUUCUGACUUGGGGUAUACAAGUUUCAAGCUGUAUACUAAUUACUAAAGCACUAAUAAAUAUCUAGGGCCAGUCUAUUAAUGGGGACCACAUUGUAUGACAGAUUGUGAUAAAUGUAUAUUACUACCAUGCAUGGGCUUGAGCAUUGAGUAGUUGGUACAAUAUUAUAGAACAGAGUCCAAAGGGUUACCCACUUUUUUUCCCACUUUGGAUCCUAAGAUUUGUUUUCCAGAGUUCAGAAUUGGCAUGUACCCAUUAGACUUGAGACACAUAUUUACUUGGAGACAUAUAUGUAUAAGUGAGCACUAUCAAAUUAUAGUGCUCAUAAGGGCGACCAAAUUAGGAUCCUAGAUAUUGACGUUCCUAGCAUCUCUGAGCCUUUAUUCAAAUAUAUUUCUGCAGAGUGAUAAUAGACUGUGCAAAUGCUUGAUUCCUUGUCUUUAGUCGAGAAACAAUUCUAGCCCUAUUCUCAUUGCCCUUUUUUUCCAAAAAUGGUAAAAUCUUUCCAAUUACAAGCAUAUUCUUUAGGAAUGUGUCACAGUUAAGAAAAAUUCCCAUAGUCAAUAGAUUCAAACACAGUACAGUGUAGAGUUACUGCACCAAAAGCACAUGCCAUUUUGCUACAUAGUGGUGUAGAAAGGAAAGGAAAUGCAUCUCUCUUGGUUUUAAUUGAAGUUUUAACUAAGUUUAAUGGGCACACAACAGCAAAACACUGUUAGUAUGGCAUUUGCCUAGGAUAUGGAAAUCUCAUAGGGAUGGAUAAUAUUCAGGAAUUUAUUACAGUAGAAUUACUCCUUCUGUAGACAUUUGGCAGCUGAACAUAACUAUUGAUAAUUGCCAUUGUAAAAUAUAGGACAUGUAAAUUUGUUUGGAUGGAUUAGUGGAGUUCCUUAUGUGCAGAACAAAAUGUUUGCACAAAGAAUUUUGUUUUAAAUAAAGUUUCCAUGUUGGAACUCUUUUAGGUUUUCAGGAUAAAAAAAACAUUGUGAAGGUAGAACAGAGCUCCUGUUACUCCACAUCUUACAUUAGUAUGGUACACUUACUACAAUUAGUGAAAUAAUAUUGAUACAUUCAAGUUAACUGCAGUCAGUGCUUUACUCAGACUACCUUAGGUUUUAUCUGUUGUCCUUUUUCUGUGCUAAUAUCUCCUUCAAAAUACUACAUUGUAUUCAUAGUCACAGCUCAUUUGCUUGUGACAGAGUCUCAGACAUCCUUGCUCUCAAGGACCUUGGGAGUAUGUUCAGUUGGGAUUUAUUUGCUAUUUUUCUCAUGAAAAGACUAGGUUAAUUUUUAGGCCUGAACAACCACCCAAGUGAGUUACUAUUUUCCUAACAUCAUAUUUCUGUGGCUUAUCAUUCUUCAUGCUGGGAUAGUAUAUAUGAGAUUUCUCUCAUGUACUCCUUUUCCUCUCAUCAUCUGACACUGUUGGGAAGGAAGUUAUUAUAUGAAGCCUACACAUAUGGAAAUAGAGAGUUAUGCACCAUGUUUUUGAGAGCAAGUACUUACAUACAUUCUUUGGAAUUCUUCUGCAUAGGAGUUUUGCCUCCUCCCCAUUUAUUUAUUUACACAGUUGUUUAUUUAUGCCAACAUGGACUCAUUGAUAUUUAUUUUAUAGUUUAUUUUAUUAGUCCAAUGCUACUUUUAUUUUGUUGCCCAAAUUAUAACUUUGACUGUUAGGAGCUCUUUUGAAUUGACCCUUAAGUCUUUUUUUUACCUACCCCAUCAGGUUUUUUCAGCAUUUGCUUAAUUUUUUGUGUUUCAAGAUGUUCCAGGUUCAUUUUGCUUUUGUUUUGUGGAGGGCUCUUUCAUAAUCAGGCAUUUCUUCAAUAACUCUAAUUCCUUUGACUGAAGAAUUGUAUCAGAAACCAAGAUCUGUGCACUAUGUAUGUUUGCUACUUUGGGGAUAUUGUUUCUUCAAGACCUUCUCAUCCAAUAGAACAAAGAAAUAUAUGCAUAUAUAUUGAGUUUUAUAUAUAUAUGCACAUGGCUAUAAACAUUUCCAUAUGUAAUCAUCUUUAUUAGCUUUACCUGAGUUCAUGGCAUUGUCUUUAAGCCUUAGUUACCUGCAUAGCUUUCCAUGCUAACGGUGAGAACCAUGGUUCCACCUUCUGCCAUUUAUUUGUUGAAAUCCAAUCUAUAAACAUAUUAAAAGUGUCUUAAGUGUUAUCCUGUAUACUCACGAGAAAAAAAUUACUAGAACCUGGUGCUUAUGUACAUGAUAGUAACAUUUUUAGAACUUUAACAACUCUUUGAAACAGAAUAGUCUACAAGACAUCUGUAUUCUCAAUUCUAUCCUAUCCCCCAAAAUACUGACAUGAAGCAAACCAUUAGUGAUUGACAUAACCUUGAAUAAGUCAAGGAAACUUGUUUAUCUUCCAUUGUAUGUUAAUUCCUAUAUAAGGGAUAAAUGGGAAAGCAACUGCAUGGGCCUAGUUUAAAGAAACACUGUCUUUUUCUCUACUAAAUAUGGAUCUCUGACAACUGGGUGGUACUCUGAUUUGCCUCUCUUCUCUAUUUUCCCCAGUUUUUAGGCAAGUCACAUCACCUCUCUGUGCCUCUAUUAACCCAUCUAGAAAUGGGGAUCCACAUAUCUACCUCACAGGAGUGUUGUGAGGCUUCUUAUUAAUAGAUGUUUAAAAAAUGAUACGUGAUCUCUAAAUGAGCAAGAAAGUAUUAUAAUCAUUACUAUGAUUCUAAUUAGAGUACCCUGUAUUUAUCUUAUGGAAAGGAGAUUAGCCCUCAUCAGUAAACCAGUAAAUUUAAGUCAAUGAGAAAGAUCAAUGGAGAGUGGCCACUGGAAGCGAUACUGUUUGCUCUGUCACCCUCACUUUCCCUAAUCCUCUGACUAUAGGAUUAUCAACUGUUUCCAGAAACGUAUUAGGACCUAAAAUAAUAAGAGGCAAAACACAUAGUUUUGAAAUUAUAUUUUUCUCCCUUUCUUACUCUGCUUGGACUGCAUUACAUAUAACUUUGUCAGAAGCACAAAGACAAUUUCUCAAAGCUUUUCAGUCUUUGGUCAGUUCCGUUUCAUCAGUUAAAAAUUUCUCUUUCUGCGUGUACUGUACAUUGAACAGUAAAGGUAGGAGGGGAGUGGGGUGGGAUGGUUGGGCUGGGAGUGGACUGGAAGAGAAUGGAAAUUACAUAGGUGUUUUUCAAUCACUGGGUUAUCGCUUUCCAUUUCUUUUUUUCUGGUGGUGGGUUGGGGGCAAGGGAAGAGAUAACUAUUUUGUUAACAAAUUCUCCUUCCCUUCCAGUAGAUGUUUCCUAGGGUCAGUACAAAUAGUUGUGUUGGACGUUACUUUUAUAACUAUGUUGUAUACAGUGCUGUUUUCGUUGUAUUCCUGAAUGAAAAGGGAAGAUGGUCCCUAGUGAUGUUCAUCCCUGUUUUUGACAGGAGGUCACAGCAGGAGAGCAGUACCAGAAACUGACUUUUUGUGGUGGGGAAAGGAGCCUGCAGUGAAGGGAUUUAUUGGAGUUUUGUCAUUAUUUAAAGAAAUUAUAAAACAGUAUAUUAUGCAUUAGUCUCUAUAACUCUUCUGUUUGUGCCUCCUUGUUUUAGUGCUUUAGAGCAGCACCUCUCUUCACUCCAUUUUAUACUUGUUCCUGUUCAGAGGUGUGAUGUUGAGCACUCCUAUCCAAGUUUGUUGUGUACCUGAAGAUUCUCGAGAAUUGCCUCAGUAAGCAUGGCCACCCAUAGGUUCCUCUGUUGUAGCUCAGUGGGCACUCCCCGCUGCAGCUUCCAGGCAGGGUGUGUGCUUGAGUACUAAGCAAUCUUGUUCUGUCUGAUUACUGUACUUUUUUAAUAAUAAAAAUAUUUUAAACCAGAAAC
Molecule: messenger RNA, 7764 nt
Organism: Cricetulus griseus (Chinese hamster)
Lineage: Eukaryota; Metazoa; Chordata; Mammalia; Rodentia; Cricetidae
Source: RefSeq, a predicted model, not a curated record